Messenger RNA from Aspergillus pseudotamarii, 1235 nucleotides. Its product is annotated as SDR family oxidoreductase. The record is from RefSeq and is a predicted model, not a curated record. NCBI's taxonomy places the organism in Eukaryota, Fungi, Ascomycota, Eurotiomycetes, Eurotiales, Aspergillaceae. Bases 162 to 1022 code for a protein of 286 amino acids. The transcript has 2 exons. Gene Ontology annotation, molecular function: oxidoreductase activity.
CUUCCUUAACCCCGACCUACAACCGCUAUUCUCCGUUAUCUCCGCAUACUAUCUUCACGCCUCUUAUAUUUAAAGGCUCCUUGCUCCUAUAUUUACAUCCACCACAACCAACCGCAACAAUUCUCAUACUACACUCGCUAUCAAACCAUAUUAUUGGCACUAUGGCAUCACUAGUCUGGUUCAUCACCGGAGCUUCAUCAGGACUCGGUCUAUCCCUCUCGCUGUAUGCAUUGGCAGCCGGACAUCAAGUCAUCGGAACCGUUCGGAACGCAUCCAAGUCGACAGAUGCAGUCCAGGCAAUUCAGGAUAAGGGCGGGAAGAUUGUGGAACUAGACGUCACCCAAGCCGAUGCCAUCCCCGAGGCAGUUAAAAAGGCUGAGAGCUUUUACGGGAAAAUCGAUGUAUUAGUAAACAAUGCGGGGUACUCAUUAUUAGGCGCCGUGGAGGAUCUGAAUGACAAAGAGUGUGCACUCCAGAUGGAGACUAACUUCUUCGGACCGCUUCGAGUAAUCCGUGCAGUACUCCCCAGUAUGCGCGGCAACCGGAGCGGCACGAUCGUGAACAUUAGUAGCAUCGCUGGUCAAGAUGCUCUUCCUUCUUGCGGGUUGUAUUCUGCAAGCAAGUUCGCUCUGGAAGGUCUAUCUGAGUCGUUGGCUUGUGAACUUGCGCCCUUUAAUAUUUCGGUUCUUGUGGUUGAACCCGGUGCCUUCCGUACGAAUUUCCUGUCGGCGGUUCAGAGGAAUGAGAGCGGACUUAGCGAACCCUAUAAAGGUGGACCCGUGGAUACUAUGCUAGGCAAGUUCGAGUCAGCACAGGGCAAACAACCGGGAGAUCCUGAGAAGGCGGUUGCUAGGAUUUUUGAAGUCGUCACUGGAGAAGGCGCCGCUGGUACGCUCAAGGGGAAGAUUCUGAGAUUGCCACUGGGUCCGGAUUGCGUGGAAAGGAUGCAGGCAAAGCUGGAUAAGGCCUCUGCUGACCUUGAUGCUGCGCGAGAGUUCGGACUGAAUACAAACUACGAUUAGGACAUUGGAGAGCUACAAAAGUUGGUCAAGAGUGAUGCAACACUUGGCAAAACAAAUCGGUAUCUUUAGGCAGAUAUAAUGGUGGUGUGAAAGACAUAGUCCAUAGAUUCUAGAUUAGCCACCCUAUACGCUUGAUUUAGAUCCCGUUAACAUUCUGUGAUGUACUUAAAAAGACACUAAGGGAGCUCUAUUACAAGCGGAGUAGUUUAUAAU